Vanrija pseudolonga is the source of this 312-nucleotide messenger RNA. RefSeq lists its product as uncharacterized. The record is from RefSeq and is a predicted model, not a curated record. The transcript has 3 exons. Bases 1 to 312 code for a protein of 103 amino acids. Lineage: Eukaryota; Fungi; Basidiomycota; Tremellomycetes; Trichosporonales; Trichosporonaceae.
AUGCCACCGCCACCUUCCUGGAUAAAUCUACGAACAGCCUCUGAGGUCCGCAACGCGCUACGCGAAGCGACCGGGCGCACCACCUAUAUAGCGAUCCUGUUCAUCUACCUCACGUACAAGGCGACACGCCCUAAGAAGCUUGCCGAUGUUAGCGUGUAUCUCGACCGCAAGUUGGCCAGGAUCGAGUGUCUGUUCCCCGGCCUCGUCUCCGUGUUCCGGGAGAUUCGGUACGAGUUCGGACUGCGACAGCAGCCUCUGUUAGAGGGGGUCGAGCUGGGCCGGCUCGGGCCGCCGCCAGCCUACAGACUCUAG